AUGCCAAAUAUUACCAUGAAUUUUGGUGUAUUAGGUCAACCAAUUGAUAAACGUCAAUAUGGAGGCAAUAAAUUGAAAUUUAUUGUUAUAUACAGAGAAAGUAUUCAAAGACAUCCUUUAUUCGGUCAAUUCAAGCCCCAUGUAGUUGAAAAGGCGAUUAGUUUUUGGGAAAAAACAUUAAGUGUCAGAAAACCACCAAAUAGGAAAUUGCUAAUUAAUAGAGGGUGUACACAACCAGUCUACUAUACAGAUGGUAAAACAGGUAAAAAAUUCUGUCAAUCAGAAUGUAAACGACAAGCUCUGUGCUAUGAACAUCCAGUUCCAGAUGAUUAUGCUACAGGAUGUGCUGUAGGAACUGGUGGUAACGACAUACGAGAUGUUUACAAAGAUGGUCCAGGAUUCGCACCAAAUGAAUAUGUGCUGUUUGUAGAAAGUGAGAACAAGAAAAGUUGUACAUCCGGUUCAACAUUAGCUUAUGCUGGUCCUUGUGAAAUGCAUCCCACGACUGAUAGACCAAUAAUGGGAUCGAUUAAUUUCUGUCCACAAAAAAUGGAUAUCCAAGAGCCUGGGAAAACAAUGUUGAUUGGUACAGCUAUUCAUGAAUUGGGACAUGCUCUGGGAUUUGGACAAGGAAAUUACGCAUUCAUGCGUGAUCUCAAUGGUAAACCAAGAACACCAAGAGAUCCUACAUCAGGCAGACCACCAAUGAAUAAAGGACAAUAUCAGCCAAGUGAAAAUACAGUCAGAAUUAUUAACCGUCCAUGGGUUACAGCUGCUGGACAAUUUUCCAAACCGUUCUUAUCGUUUGUUACACCAGCCAUACUUGAAGAAGCACGCAAACACUUCAACUGUCCUAAUUUGGAUGGAGUUGACAUAGAAAAUGAAGGUGGAGCAGGAACAGUUGGUUCACACUUUGAAAAGAGAGUGGUUGGUGAUGAAACAAUGGCUGGUGUUACAGGAGUGAAAACUGUACUUUCAAGGCUUACAUUGGCAUUUUUCACAGACUCUGGAGGAAAAAGUACAGAACCGUACUGUGAUGAGAAGGAUUCUUUAAAAUGCUACCAUCAGAAAGCUUUUGGGAUUUGUGCUAUUGUACAAUUCGCUCAGCGCUUACCACCAGAAGAACAGUAUUUCAAAAAUCCUGCUGAAGGAGGGAUGAGUACAUUAACAGAUAGGUGUCCUAUGAUUCAGCCUAUGGGGAAAUUCUUCAAUGAACCACUUAUGACAUAUUGUGAUCAUCAAUUAAACAUUCCUGUUGCUCAAAGAGGAAAUAUGUUUGCUCAAGAUUUUGGAAAUAAUUCAAUGUGUAUUGUUCAUAAAGGAGCAUGGAGAGCUGAAAUGAAUGGGAGAGCAUCACAGGAUCCUCGAGUGAAAGCAACUUGCCAUCAGUAUUCAUGUUCUGGUGGUGUUCAAGUAAUUAUUAAUGGCCAAGCAUUCCCGUGUAAUUCAGGAGUAGCCAAAAUUAAAACUAAGCAAAUUGAAGGAGAAAUAAUCUGCCCUGAUGCUAACAUGGUUUGCAGAAAUAGGCGCAGAUCAAUUGAAUAA
This is a messenger RNA of Schistosoma turkestanicum, 1545 nucleotides long. NCBI's taxonomy places the organism in Eukaryota, Metazoa, Platyhelminthes, Trematoda, Strigeidida, Schistosomatidae. The record is from the annotation of a GenBank genome assembly.